AUCGAUCCCAAAGAGACCGAUGUACAUACUAUCUCCUUUAAACGCUAUUACGUCACAGCAGGCAUGCACUGUCGCCUGAGCCAGACGGAGAGAACAUGAAAAUUCUAAAUCUUCCCUACCACUCCGCCAAUCAUAGUAGGUGAAGGACGGCGUUCGUGUAGCGGCAACCAGGUCAAAACCGCCGGACGAGGCAGCGGUAGUGUCAAUCAUUGAAAUUAGUUACACAUCGCACGUUUCGUAGCAUGGAUUAAAUAAGUUUUCGUGCAUCCGGCGCGCAGUUUAACGCAAUCCCACAACGGCUGCAAAUGGAAUUAUCCUUACCGAAGGAGGGAGCCUGCACUGCAACACUGGAAAAGAAAAGGGAACAAUCGUCCGCCUCGCUCUCUCUAGAAGCACUCUGCUCUACAACUGUCAGUCGACGCUGUCAGUGAGGUGCGAACAGUUUGGGGGAAAACAUACACACGCAGAACAACACAACAUCGCCUGUGCGGGCACGGUGCGGAAGGAAAAAUUUGGACAUUCCCACUCAUCCUUAUCGCAGCUAUCGACACGAAUCGUUUUCGCUUGCACUGGACCGAUUGCCCAUUUCCUGCUGAUACGGCGAUAUGCACCGGGCUCUGUAAUUGCGGAGAUCAUCCACCACAACUAGCACGGCCAACGUUUGCAUCGGAACCACAUCGAUCGCUGCUGUGUGUGUGUGUGCCGGGUAUGUGUAGUGCGUGUGUCCGUGUCCUGCAGUAGCGCCCGGAAUAGUGUUGCCGAACCGAGUGCGCAAUAGCCGCGCGUGACCACCACCAUGAGCACCCUGUUUGCCCGGGUGUUCCGGCAGGCAUGGGCCACGUUCGAGCACACCGGAGCGGGGGACGCAAAGUUCGCCAGCAAUCUGAACGCGCUGCGCCGCCUGGUCGACCAGCUUACGUUGGCGGACAUUGGGCUGGAACCGUCGCUCGUUGCGACGGAAACGUUCCAGCAGCCGACCAAGGCGCCCUGCACGUACGUCGGCGUAUUCGAGAACGACCGCUUCGCGAUGUCGGUGUUUGUGCUGCGGGAAAACUACACCAUGCCGCUGCACGACCACCCCCAGAUGCACGGGCUGCUGCGGGUCGUGUCGGGGGCGGUACAGAUCUGCAGCUACAGUGAGAUCGCGCGCCGCGACACGGUGGAACCGCGAGCCGAGGGUGGCACCCUCCGCCGACACGUGCUGGUGGUGGCCGAGCCGGAAAAGAUUAUCAGCUCGGCGGCCGGCGACUGUGCCGUGCUGACGCCGACCGAGCGGAACUUUCACGAGAUAACGGCGAUCGGGGGCCCGGCCGCCUUCUUCGAUAUCCUCAGCCCGCCGUACAACACGGCCAGCCAGCCGCAGUACUACUUCUACCGGAAGGUGCCCGUCCCGCGGCAUCUGGCCGAGAUGGAACCGCUCGGGUUCGGCGGCCCGGACAAACCGUCCGCCCAGGAGGACGAGCGGCCCCGGUACGUGCUGGAGACGAUUCCCAACCCGGAACACUACUACUGUGAUACGGUGCACUACGCCACGCCGGAGUUUAUGUAUCAACAGGCGGAAGGAGGAGGAGGAGGAGGAGGAAGAGGAGGCGUUUAAGGAUCGUUUCCGGGGAAGGAUUGCGAAACGAGCCGAAAAGAGUCCCGGGGGGAGGAAGAAAGGCGGUCGAGUACUAACUACAAAUUAUAAUUAGCAUUUUGCACUCGAACGCUUCGAUGCUGGUGGUUUCUUUUUAAUUUGUUGGAUUGUUACUUUUUGUUUUUGUUAUGUUAUAUUUUUUGUUCUUCUAUUUCACUAUUAGAAGAAAUCGCAGUAGGCAUCGUUCGAGCCUAGCGUAGUGUGUGUGUUUCUCACCCCGUUUUUUUUCAGGUGCGCCUGGAAGUUGGAGAAGGAGGCGAUGGCGUUGCGUUGAUGCAAUGGCCAUGCAAUACUGCACGCGUAGUAGUACCGUUACUGAAUAGUAGAAGGGCACUUAACCCUUAAUAAACAAGCAAGCAAGCAAGCAAAGCCUAACGAAAGUUCAAUAAAACCAAAUUUAACUCUACUGCUAG
Anopheles arabiensis is the source of this 2049-nucleotide messenger RNA. RefSeq names its product 2-aminoethanethiol dioxygenase. The transcript is spliced from 2 exons. Gene Ontology annotation, cellular component: mitochondrion. The coding region runs from base 797 to 1597 and encodes 266 amino acids. Gene Ontology annotation, molecular function: oxidoreductase activity, acting on single donors with incorporation of molecular oxygen, incorporation of two atoms of oxygen. The record is from RefSeq and is a predicted model, not a curated record. Lineage: Eukaryota; Metazoa; Arthropoda; Insecta; Diptera; Culicidae.